AUGGAAGAUGCUUGCAACCCAACACGUCGUCGAAUCCAUCACCGAACCCGAAGAAAGCCGGAGCCCGACGCUGACUUCGCGUUCCGCCGGGCGGAGCGAGAUGGCGACACCGGAUGGCACGCCACUUUCAAUCACUUUUCGCCCAACUCCGUCCGCUGCCAAGAUUUCGACCUUUACCACACCAGUUCGUCCGCGCCGUCGGUCGUACACUAUCUUUCACACCAUCUAACACCAGCUUGCGUAUCAAAAGGUCUGGCUAGGCAGACUUGGACGGAAGGACCUUCAAGGUGGACCGGGGUUCGAUGGCGAGCCGCCGGCGCGGGCGACCUACCCACCAUUGCGACUCCGUUUGCGCCGGCUCUACUUGGCGGCCCUUGGCGGUUCUUGUCCUACGACUCAACGACGUUGGAUCAGCUCCGACGUGGGAUGACCGAAGCUGGGCCCAGGCAUUCUAGACCCCAGAAAAUCCCCAUUGACCCCAUAAUCCCACAUCGCCGUCAAUUGACCACUCACGGCCCCGAAGCCUGCAGCCCGCAACCCGAGGACACAGGAUCGCAGCUCGCACUACCAAACCACCCAUCACACACAGACCAGAACGAGGGGACGAGAGACAUUACAUCGCACACAUGGAGGGGUUGCGUCGACGAUCCAAGCGCAAUGCUGAUCCCUUCUGUCGGUUUUCCUCAUCUGUGCUGUCUGUCGCCCAUCACCCCGCGCUCGGCGCCCGUAUAUGCGCACGAGGCAUCCGAGAUCGAAUUAUCGCCCCCGGCGGCUAGUGUACUCCCCCUUCCUUAUCCGAACUGCUUCAAACCGACGUCCUCGCCAACGCCGAGCUCAAGUUUCCAAUUCUUGUCAUUCUUGUUCACCAAGUGCAACAUUGUGUGGUCUGACAAGGUCACAAUCUUCUCGGUGGAGUUGCCAAGCGCUUGGCUUCUCGCGACCGCGCAAGAUGGUGUGGACCGGGCCAAGUGA
Colletotrichum costaricense is the source of this 972-nucleotide messenger RNA. RefSeq lists its product as uncharacterized. The record is from RefSeq and is a predicted model, not a curated record. NCBI's taxonomy places the organism in Eukaryota, Fungi, Ascomycota, Sordariomycetes, Glomerellales, Glomerellaceae. Bases 1 to 972 code for a protein of 323 amino acids. The transcript has 2 exons.